Messenger RNA from Trypanosoma cruzi, 765 nucleotides. RefSeq lists its product as uncharacterized. NCBI's taxonomy places the organism in Eukaryota, Euglenozoa, Kinetoplastea, Trypanosomatida, Trypanosomatidae. Gene Ontology annotation, biological process: intracellular protein transport; endoplasmic reticulum to Golgi vesicle-mediated transport; Golgi organization. The record is from RefSeq and is a predicted model, not a curated record. Gene Ontology annotation, cellular component: endoplasmic reticulum; endoplasmic reticulum-Golgi intermediate compartment; COPII-coated ER to Golgi transport vesicle. Bases 1 to 765 code for a protein of 254 amino acids. The transcript has a single exon.
AUGAGGCGACUUGUCACGCAGCGCCCCCACGCGUUUCGCUGCAGAGCACAUGCUUCUGUGGUCAUCGUCUGGUUUCUCGCACUUUUCCUUUACGGCCCCUACGGUGCGGUAGGGUUUGGGACGAAGGUUGACGCGGAAGAUCGCGAGUGUUUUGUCGAGUCCCUUGCGGCCGGGGGAUCUCUCGCAUUUACAUUUCGCGUGACGGACGGCGGCUCUUUUGAUAUCGAUGCCGUCAUGUACGCCACGACGGUGGCCCCACUGAACAGCGUGGAAGAGACAACACGGUUGCACUACAGUGAGGCUCUCAUAAAGAUGCGGGAAAACACAACAACAGUCAUCGUGAACGAGUGGAGACGGGCAAACGAAGGCAGCCAGUCGUACACCGCCCCCAGUGCGGCGGAGACGAAACACGGGCUGCCGGCGGAGAUCACCGUGUGCUUCGACAACUCGUUUUCGAGGCUGUCACCGAAGUGGCUACUGUUUCAGUUCCUGAAGCGCGACGUGCCUGAGGUGGACCCCGAGAGCACCACCCGGGCUGAGGCGGAGAUCGAGACCAAACUCCAUAAGCAUGGAACGGUGCUGUUCGAAUUGGCCACCGCGGCCGAACGGAUGCGGCAAAUGGGGGAGUCAAACCGCGUGAGGUACGAGUCACUUGCCAGCAUCGUCAUGGUUGGAUUGGUAGGGAACAUUGUCAUUCUGGCCCUCAUGGCAGUGUAUCAAUACAUGACUCUCACCCGCUUCCUUAUCCGCCGCCGCGCAAAGUGA